GUCGGUAGAUGGCUGAGAAUUGCAAAAGUGUACUAUGGGUACUCCCGUCCAUUUUUUGGUUAAUGCUGGGUCAGGUCAAGUCGAGUUGGUUCGAGAUAGUUCGAGUCCAAUGAUCGAUUCCCAUUGUCAAGUCGGACCAUUCGAUAUCCGUCUGCUAGGUUGGUUGCUGGAGCUACGAAUGGUCUUUGGUUAUCAAUUUAGUUUAAACGAUAUCUCCCCAUUUGUCAGACAAAGUCAUGUACACCGUGUCAAAAGGUCCGAGCAAGAUUGUUGCAAAAACUCGACGGGGUAUCAAUCAAAACUUUGAAAGGUUGGAAAAUCUACGCGAAGUCACUCGAAAAUCAGAGCCUGAAGACGAUCCCGGAGUCACACGUCAUGUACCAAAGCCAGUUUUUCACAUAAAUGGUAAAUCCAAGCUAAAUUCCCAUAGGCAUCAGAUGCAAGAGGUAAUAACUCCACAGCACGAGGAGCUCAUCAAAUUCGUAUAUGAAUCCUGGAGUCAAAUUAGUGCAAGGCAAAGAAGCGAAUCUUCGGAUGGAUCGGAAUGUUCAGAACCUUCUAGUCCAAACUCUAUAGUGUAUUAUAACGAUGGAGAACCAAAUGGCAUUCUGCAAGAUUUCAAACCUUUUGAUUUAGAAUCUUGGUGGGGCAAGAGAUUGUUCAAUAACAUUACCAAAUCACUUUGAAGGAAGCAACGGUGUUAUGGGUUUCCGUUUCAAAGGUUAACCAAAGUAGUAAAUAUUUGCAAAUGCAACGAUUUGACCCAGAUCAUAAGGAGUCCAAGUUCUUAUCUUAUGAUGAGACAAUUGAAACAAAUUCAACUGCAACAUAUUGCAGACGCAUGUUCAUUGUGACGCAAGUUACAAUGCAUCGUCAAAUGUGACUUCAUGGGUCACAGACUUUCCAAAGUUUUAAAUAAGGUGGAUACCAAACCGCAGGUCGACCAAAUCCAACUGUUAAUAUACAGUGAACGAAUCAUGAUUAAUUCAUGCAGCGAUUUUAUAAACACGUGCCCAGGGCGAUAAGCUAACUGCGAAUUCGCAAGCAAUAGGUGCUUUCCUGCACAUUGGAAACUAUUGAUUGCAUUUGUGAACACUUUUACUCGUUUACAGGUAUCUAAGGUGGCACAAAUGCAAUAAGCUCGCUGCACCGCGUAAAUUGUACAAAAGGCUUUAUCUCUUAUACAAACAAGUUACCGUACUACAAGUAGGACAAUAAAUAAUCUAAUUGAAUUACGUAAACAGUCGUGUCAUCGACUAUGAAAUUUAUACAAUCUCUUUUUAUUGUAUUUUGUUCCGUUAAAGGAAUCCUACUUUCAAUGCAAUGUCAAUAUGUUACUUUUAAGUAAUUUCUUUCACAAUUUUAAUUGUAAUUAAGCUAUCGUAUGAUCAAUAUUUACAAUCGCAACAAAUAUUUCUCUAAUUCUCACGAAUGCCGUGAAAGAGAAACAAAAUCAUUGUGGCUUAAGAUCGUGGUAGAACAUUGGGGUAAAAUAUUUUGUAGCGCUAUCAAAGUCUGUCUUCCGUAGCAAAAUUAUUCUUAACGUUUAAUUAGCGUUUCCUAAUUUGUAUUGAAAGCCAAAUAGUGGAUCGUGAUUAGUAUGGAAGGCUAACGGUGAAUAUGAGAAUAUAUGGACUUUGUAUGUACAAAUGGUCCUAUGGCAAUGCCAAGUGUCACCAAGCCGAAUGGCCUGUGAACAUAAACGAAAAUCCUAGUAUAACUUUGUAGACUGAUACAUUUAAGAUUGUUAUGACGAAUGAGCGGGGUGGAACUUGUUACUCGUUGGUUCUCCAUUCGCAAGCUAUGCUCGAGUUAUACCGUUUCGACACGCCAGUUUGUUCCUGAUCGUACACUCCGGCGGUAUCGAAGAAAAACUCGAUUCCUACGUUUGGUCCAAAAGUUACCUAAGGGUGCUUUAUGCGAUCAAGGGUUUUACGUGCAAGCCCUAACUUCGAGCACGUGUCAAGACACAGUUUGCAAGGUGUAGUCGAGAAGUAGUUCAUUGUGUAUUCAGCCAUCGAUGUGGCUGAAUUCCAAAAUUGUUAUAAAAAUUAAAUAUAUCUUUUUACGCUAAA
Messenger RNA from Orussus abietinus, 2075 nucleotides. RefSeq names its product mapk-regulated corepressor-interacting protein 1. The record is from RefSeq and is a predicted model, not a curated record. The transcript has 6 exons. The coding region runs from base 237 to 686 and encodes 149 amino acids. NCBI's taxonomy places the organism in Eukaryota, Metazoa, Arthropoda, Insecta, Hymenoptera, Orussidae.